GAGGAACGUCUGAAGAAAGAAGAAGCUGAGAAGCUUAAGCUACAGGUAGAAAAACGUAAGCAGGAAAAUGAGGCUAGGAAACUAAAGGAGGAAGAAGAACUUAAGAUGAAGGAAGAAGCCGAAAAAUUGAAGCUGGAUGAUGAACGCAAGAAGAAGGAAGAGGCUGAAAAAUUGAAGCUAGAAGAAGAUCGUAAGAAGAAGGAAGAAGCUGAAAAAUUAAAGCUGGAUGAUGAACGCAAGAAGAAGGAAGAGGCUGAGAAAUUGAAGCUAGAAGAAGAUCGUAAGAAGAAGGAAGAAGCUGAAAAAUUAAAGCUGGAUGAAGAGCGCAAGAAAAAGGAAGAGGCUGAAAAUCUGAAACAAGAGGAAGAGCUUAAGAAGAAAGAAGAAGCUAAAAAACUACAGCAAGAGGAGGAACGCAAAAAGAAGGAACAGGAUGAGAAACUGAGGCUAGAGGAGGAACGUCAGAAGAAAGAAGAAGCUGAAACACUCAAGCAGGAGGACGAAAAACGUAAACAAGAAGAGGAGUCCAAAACUCUAAAAGGAAAAGAAAAACGUAAGAAAAAAGCAGAAGCUGAAAAACUGAAACAAAAGGAGGAGUUUAAGAAACCAAAAGAAGAAGAUGAACGUAAAAAGAAAGAGGAAGCUGAAAAAUUGCAGCAAGAAGAGGAAAAACGUAAGCAGGAAGAGGAGGCUAAGGAACUAAAGGAAGAAGAGAAACGUAAGCAAGAAGACGAAGCCAAAAAGGCGAAAGAAGAAGAAGAACUCAAGAAGGAGGAAGCCGAGAAACUGAAACAAGAAGAUGAAAAACGCAAACAAGCAGAGGAAGCUAUAAAACUGAAAGAGGAAGAAGACCGUAAGAAAGUUGAGGAAUCUAAGAAACUGAACGAAGAACAAAAACGCAAGGACGAGGAAUCUGAGAAGCAGAAGCAGAAAGAAGAAAAACUGAAGAAAAGAUCAAAAGAAGAAAAGCUGAAGCAAGAAGAGGGAAAACCUAAGACAGAGGCAGACUCUAAGAAAAAGGAAGAAGAUGACAGGAAAAAGGAAGCAGAGGCCGAGAAAACAAAACAAGAAGAAGAAGAUCGAAGGAAGAAGAUAGAAGAAGAGAACUUAAAACUAGUAGAAGAGAAACGCGAGAAAGAGGCCGUGACUAAGAAGAAGGAGGAAGCCGAGAGGUUGAAGCAAGAGGAAGAAGAACGUAAAAGAAAGGAAGAAGUCGAAAGAUUAAAUAAAGCUGAAUCCGACAAAUUGAAGCAAACAGAAGAGAAGCUCAAGAAGAAGAAAGAACAACGAAAACUGGCGCAA
This is a messenger RNA of Nomia melanderi (Alkali bee), 1302 nucleotides long. The record is from RefSeq and is a predicted model, not a curated record. Lineage: Eukaryota; Metazoa; Arthropoda; Insecta; Hymenoptera; Halictidae.